Molecule: messenger RNA, 2579 nt
Organism: Gasterosteus aculeatus aculeatus (three-spined stickleback)
Lineage: Eukaryota; Metazoa; Chordata; Actinopteri; Perciformes; Gasterosteidae
Product: early growth response protein 1
Biological process (GO): regulation of transcription by RNA polymerase II
Molecular function (GO): RNA polymerase II cis-regulatory region sequence-specific DNA binding; DNA-binding transcription factor activity, RNA polymerase II-specific
Source: RefSeq, a predicted model, not a curated record
CAUUCGAACGUGAGCUGUGACGCCUCACGUCACGCACGUAUUUAUCAGAAGGAAAACUGGAGGAUGCGGGCAUCGAUCCCGCUACCUCUCGCAUGCUAAGCGAGCGCUCUACCAUCUGAGCUAAUCCCCCGGUGAGGGGAGCAGAUACCUGAUGAGUCAGCUGUAGAUGACCAUACUCAAUAGGAGUCUGCUAUGGAGACCUCCCGGGACCUGAAGUUGGCCUCCAACACAUCAGGAAGAAGGCCCAGCAGUGGUUGACCUUCCUCCCCUGGAGCUGCUGGUCCUGAUCUACUCCACCAUCACCCAGUUGGUUCUCUGCUGCUCCAUCUCAGUGGUUUGGACCACUAAACAGGACUAUGACUACAGCGGACCAUCAGAUCAGAAGCAGCAGAACCAGGACCAGCUUCUUCCCUCUGAUGCCCUUAAUCACCACGCGUUGAAAAUUCAACCCACGUCCUGGUUGUAAACUCAUGCGAGGCUGAUAAUACUUGUGUACUUUUCUCAUUGAAAGCUUUAUUAAAUAACAGCGUACGUUUAGACUGUGGUGCUUUUCCGUUAGUACUUUUGUCCCACUGAACCAGGUACUAAUAAAGUACUUGUACCUCCUCUCGCUCCCAGAUCAGCAGUCCGACAGGAAAACACCCAAAUAAGGCUCGAGGAAGUGAUGACGCGUCAGAGCCUGAUCCGAGCUGUGACGCGUCUCCGCGUUUCCGGCCACGGCGGCUCCCCGCUGCCCGUUUACCGGCUGCAGUCCGGCUGUGAGAUGGUGACCGCCGAUCGGGACCGGAAUCUGGACUCUCCUGGGACCGUCCCGCUACAGGGGAAUCAAAGAGAGUAGCGGGCUGCAGGCGUCUCCGCUCUGCCCAAAUAUGGGCUUUCCCCCGCCGCGUCAGGACGGCUACGUCACGCAGGAGUCUUUAUAAAGGCGAAUCCUCGCUGAGGAACGUGACACAUUCAAGUUCAAGUUGUCAGGGAGCCACAUCCGGGGUAUCUCCACACGUCCACGCGGGACCCGGAGCCUUCGACCCUUCCAGCGUGGGCUUCCUAUCAGGCAUCCCCGACCCCCCCCCCCUCCGGCAGCAGCAGCGGCAGCCCGCACAGAGCGCCUCUCCGCCGGCUCAGGAGCGGGGAUCCCCUCGGUUCUCCGGUGCUCCUCCACCACCUCCUCCACCAGACCGAUGGCAGCGACCAGAACCGAGCUGCCGGUGUCCGCGCUGCAGCCCCUGGACCCCCUGCCCGGCUUCCCGCCGCCCCCCUCCCCUCUGGACGGCUACUGCUCCCAGCUGGAGGAGCUGCUCCUGCUGCUGCAGACCGCUGCGGGGGGGGGCUCUCCGCCGGCCGCGUCCGCAGCGCAGGGACCCGGGCUGCAGAACGCCGAGCAGGACGGAGACUCUGUGUCGGACCUGGACCAGCACGGCUUCUCCCCUCUGGCCUACAGCGGUCGCUUCAGCUUCGAGCCCGCCUGCAGCGCCGGCCUGUGGGCGGAGCCUCUCCUCAGCCUCUUCGAGGGUUGGUCAGCGUCCCCCCCGCUGCGGGCUGCGCCGCCUCCCUCUCUUUGUUGUCAUCGCCGGUGAGGUCAUCACCGCCGAUCUUUAGCUGCGGCUCAUCUGACGUCACCUCCCUCUUCUCCGCCACGCCGAUGUACACGUCGGCCGCCGGUUCCGACCUCUGCACCCCCCGCCGACUCCAGCAGCCCACCAGGCUUCCGCCUCAGGUCCCCUCCCCCGCCGCUACCCGGCUCUCAAGUGAGUGCAGAUGCUUCCCGACUGCCAGCACAGCGAGCUUGUUCCCAACCCGCGCGCUCACGCACUCUCUGCAUUCAAGCCUCUCUUGCAGAGUCAACCCAGAAGCCCCGCCCACCGAGCACACUAACAAAUCGUGCCGAGCAAAAAAGUCCCCCACCGACGACCGUCCAGAAUGCCGCCGCAUGAGCGCCCUACGCGUGCCAGCCACGCUGCGAGCGCGCUCUCGCGCUCGACGAGCUGACGCGUCACGUGCGCGUGCACACGGGCCAGAGGCCGUUUCAGUGCCGCAUCUGCAUGCGCAGCUUCAGCCGCAGCGACCACCUGACCACGCACAUCCGCACGCACACCGGGGAGAAGCCCUUCGCCUGCAGCGAGUGCUGCCGCAAGUUCGCCCGCAGUGACGAGCGCAAGCGGCACGCUAAGAUCCACCAGAAGCAACGGGAGGGCCGGAGCUCCGCCCCCUCUGUCAGCGGGCCCCGCCCCUACUCCUCGCCCUGCUCCUCCUAUUCCUCCCCCUCCCUCUCCUUCACCUCCUCCUGCUCCUCUCCAGUGGGGAGUCUUCAGUCCAACGUUCACCGUGACCUUUGACCUGGAACUGGAACUCUGCCCUUGUGUGAACAGACAAGGUCAAAGGUCAAACACAUGAACGUAAAACACAGAGGAGAAGAGACUCUUACGAAUGUGCAGAGUACUUUUAUAAGUGUACAUAAUGUCUACAUGUAGUAUAAAGUACAUGAACGUGUACCUACUGAGUAGGUUAGGGGAUCUUUUUCAUGUUUUUAUACUCAAUGUAUUUUUACAUCAACGAGUCAUGAGAAUAAAAUGUCAACGCUG